ACAGUCCCAGCUUCCUCUCUUUUCUCCCUCUUUCUUGCGCCGUUGGCCACCCCCAACCCAACCUUUCCUCCGCCUCCGCCUCCGCCUCCGCCUCCAAAAUCUCAUAAAACGAUGCGUUUUACCAAGGUCAGCAAGUAAUAAAAAAAUGCACCGUUAAAAAGCCCCCCUAGGGAGAGAAAUCCAUGAGAAAAUGCAUGCAUCAACGACAACAAUCAACAGAGCAGCCAUUUUCCACCGCCUGCGCACUUUAGCUUCAUCAAUUAAUCCUCUUGGUUCUGAUCGCCAUGUUCAGGUUUUUGACAACUGGAAAUAUUAAAAAAGUUACGGUGUUGAUUUUUGGUAAACAGAAAAGUAGUGAUCAAUUAUUGGAAGUAAAAGAGUAUGGGACAGUAGUUUCAGUUUGUUUGCAUUUGCCGCAAUUUAGAAAUUACUCGCAGUAUAGCUUUCCAAGUAGAGAGUGUUCGUCAUUUGCAUUGUGCAAUAUUAAAGAGCAGUUUGGCCGUAGGUGUUUUACAAGGAAUUAUUCACUUACGAGUGAUGCGGUGACACACAAUGCCCAGCUUGCCUGGAAAAGGCUAUUUAGGAAAGGUUCUGCUAGUGGCUGGAGUUUUCCUCGGAUAAGUAGGAUAGCUCAAGCAGUUAGCUUGGCUUUGACACGGUCUCAGUUGGUGGUCCCAAGUGCUUUAGUGUUGACAUGUGGGCAGGUGGCAUGGGCACAAAGAACAUUGGUGGAACCGGAUUAUUAUCCCGGUUCUUUGUAUAUGCGUGCACAAGAUGGGCAUGCUUAUGUGACAUCGUUAGUAUCUGCUAUUGUAGAAGCAUUUGUGUUGUUAGUGAGAGCUAUAUAUUUAGCAAUUUUGUUCUCACCCAGCUUGUUGAUGGCUCCAUUUGCUGAUUCUUGUGGGCCAGAGUUUAGGAAAAUGUGGCUUCAUGUUGUUCAUCGGACACUGGAGAAAGCAGGUCCAGCAUUUAUAAAAUGGGGUCAAUGGGCAGCUACCCGACCGGAUCUAUUUCCUAGAGACUUAUGCACCAAGCUUUCAGAGCUACAUUCUAAAGCUCCUGAACAUAGUUUUGCGUACACGAAGAAAACUAUUGAAAGAGCAUUUGGUCGCAAACUUUCUGAAAUUUUUGAGGGUUUUGAAGAGGUUCCUGUAGCAUCUGGAAGUAUUGCUCAAGUGCAUCGGGCCUCUUUGAAAUGUCACUACCCUGGGAAAAAACAGACAAAGCCUACCGUGGUUGCUGUAAAGGUUAGACAUCCUGGUGUUGGCGAAUCAAUUAGAAGAGACUUUAUGAUAAUAAACUUGGUUGCAAAGAUAUCAACAUUUCUUCCAGCUUUGAAUUGGUUGAGACUUGACGAGAGUGUGCAACAGUUCGCUGUUUUCAUGAUGUCUCAAGUUGACCUUGCAAGGGAAGCUGCACAUUUAAGCCGCUUUAUAUAUAACUUCCGAAGGUGGAAGGAUGUUUCUUUUCCGAAGCCUGUUUAUCCACUUGUGCAUCCUGCUGUUUUGGUGGAAUCGUAUGAGCAAGGAGAAAGUGUCUCGCAUUAUGUAGAUGACCUUGAAGGACAUAAUUGGAUUAAAACUGCACUUGCGCACAUCGGGACUCAUGCACUUCUCAAAAUGCUUCUGGUGGACAACUUUAUUCAUGCAGACAUGCAUCCUGGAAAUAUCCUCGUCCGGGUUUCUCCGAACAGUUCUCGGAAACGGCUCUUUAAAUCAAAGCCUCAUGUUAUUUUCCUCGAUGUAGGCAUGACUGCUGAACUUUCUCAGGGUGAUCGCGUGAAUUUGAUUGAUUUUUUUAAAGCAAUUGCCCGCCGGGAUGGCCGCACUGCAGCAGAAUGCACACUAAGAUUGUCAAAGCGACAAAACUGCCCAAAUCCAAAGGCCUUUAUUGAGGAGGUGGAAGAGGCAUUCACAUUCUGGGGUACCGCUCAGGGUGAUCUAGUCCAUCCUGCAGAGUGCAUGCAGCAAUUACUUGAGAAAGUCAGGCGUCAUAGAGUUAAUAUUGAUGGCAAUGUUUGCACUGUCAUGGUCACAACUUUGGUUCUUGAGGGAUGGCAGCGUAAGCUAGAUCCAGAAUACAAUGUGAUGCAGACAUUACAAACACUGCUUCUUCAAGCUGACUGGGCUAAGUCUCUUUCCUAUACAAUUGAUGGGUUGAUGGCCCCAUAAGCAGGAGACAAGUUAUACAUAGCAAGAAGUUAAUUUGAAUUUCCAGAUGACCAAACAUAAACUACAGCAAGUACUUUUGUAACAGGUGUGCAAUAUGUAAUGGUAGAAAGAAACAAAACAUAGAUUGUGGACUUUGCGAGCUGAAAGCUUAGAACAUCAAUUUUUAUUUUUAAGCUGCAUAUUCACUGAUUGGUGGGAAGCUUGAAAGAGCUCAGUUGAUUAGCAUGUUAGCUAUCAUUUCUGUUUCUCAGAGAACCUACCCUCUCUUGAUCUUGGCUAAACGCAAUUUAUGGGAUUUGUAGAUUUUCCGGUGGCACCGAACUGGUUGAUUUCCAUAUUGUAAUUCAUUGUUGCCUGCUCAUUCAAUCAUAUUGAUAUUAUAAACAGUGAUUGCCUGAGCAUUCAGUUAAUAGCACAAAUUGAAGUAUAUAAUCAUCUAAUCAUAUUGUCA
Messenger RNA from Populus nigra (black poplar), 2622 nucleotides. RefSeq lists its product as uncharacterized. The transcript has 6 exons. The coding region runs from base 285 to 2171 and encodes 628 amino acids. The record is from RefSeq and is a predicted model, not a curated record. NCBI's taxonomy places the organism in Eukaryota, Viridiplantae, Streptophyta, Magnoliopsida, Malpighiales, Salicaceae.